UACGAGCCAAUUCUGUGUGAGGCUGGUUGUGUGCUUAUUUGACAGCCUCGUAAUGCUUACUUUCUGCUGUAAAUAGAUUUAAAGCAGUCAAAACAAUGUCGGAAGACGACUUAAAAGUACCGGAAGAGCUUUUCAAGGACGUGAAGUUCUACGUGGUGGGAGACAUUGAUCAGAAGGUUGUACAACUCCUGAAAGCUGGGAAAGGAAAGGAAGUGUCUUACAAUGCCCUCGCCACACAUAUUAUAGCUGAAGAUGGAGACAAUCCAGAGGUUGGGGAGUCCAGAGAGGUCUUUGACUUGCCUGUUGUGAAGCCAAGUUGGGUGAUACUGUCUGUAAAAUGUGGAGACCUGCUACCUGUUACAGGAUUUUCCCCAGAGUCAGGACAAGUAUUCUUUGGUGUUACAGCUUGUCUGCCACACCUGUCAGAGGAUCUCAACCCACUUUGGGCCUUUAUUACAUUUUAUGGAGGAGACUGUCAGCUCCACUUCAACAAGAAGUGCACCCAUCUGGUUGUGCCUGAACCAAAAGGGGCAAAGUAUGAGUGUGCUUUACGGCAUAGCAACAUUAAGAUAGUAACCCCAGAAUGGAUUUUGGACUCCGUAAAAGACAAGAACAGGAAGGAUGAGUCUCCAUAUCAUCCACGACUUACAUUAUACGAGUCACCAGAAGAAGAGGAUAGUGAGUAUGAAAAUGAGAGGAGCUCACGUUCUGACGGCAGCUACAGCGAUAGACGCUCACCUCGCAGCCGAUGCUCCAGCCCUACAUCGUCUCGUGAUGGUUCCCCAGCAGGCAGGCGUUUACCCUCACUGAAACCUGAACGGAAAUCAGAGUUGAUGUUCGAUGACUCUGAUGACUCGUCCCCAGAGAAGGAGGACCGAAACCUGAACUGGACACCAGCUGAGGUGCCACAGCCCGGCCCUGCCAAGCGUCGACUGCAGCCUGGCAAAGAAGCUGGUCUGAUCAAUCUCUGUGCCAAUGUUCCCCCUGUACCUGGAGGCUUUGGACCACCAGAUGCUCGAAUGGGUGGCACAGGUGGAGGUGUCUCUCUAGGGGCGGAAAGAUCCGAAAUAUUGGGUGGAUGGAAUCCAGCUGCCAGGACACUUAGGAACAUUACUAACAACACAGACACACAACAGGUCUCGCGGCCUUCCAAUGUGGCACAUAUCCUCCAGAGUCUUUCAGCCACCUCUAAAGGUGUGGAGCACCUGGGAAAUCAAGGCCAGCCUGGUGUUCCCAACCAGCUUCUUUUUAAUACAGUUAAGACCCAGCAGCAACUCCCACCUGAAGCACAGCAGCAAUUAUUGCAGCAGCAACAGUCACAUCAGCAGUCGCAUCAGUUACCACAACAACAGCACGCACAACAGAUGGGACAACAGCAUCCAAUGAUGCAUCUUCAGCCGCAGGUCAUGCAGAUGCACCACCAUCAGCAGCCGCAGCAGCAACCACAACAGCAGCCACAGCAAGGCUUCCCUCAAAUGCCUCAGCAAUCUCAUCAGUUCCUACAGCAGCAGAUGCAUCAGCAGAUGUAUGCACAACAACAGCAGCAACAUGCAUUUCCACAGCAACAAAUGCGACCACAGCAGCUCCCAAGACCACCCUUGCAGCCACAGCAACAACAUGCAUUGCAGCAGCAGUUGCAACAGUUACAACAGCAGCAUAGGCUCCAAUUGCAGUUACAACAACAGCAGCAACAACAGCAGCAGCAGCAGCAGCAUCAACAACAGCAGCAGCAGCAACAACAGCAGCAGCAGCAGCAGCAACAACAGCAAAACCAGCAGCAGCAACAGCAAAACCAGCAGCAGAUGCACCAACAGCAUUUGCAGCAGCAACAGCAUUUCCUUCAACAGCAGCUUCAACAGCAGCACGUACAACAACUGCAACAGAUGCAGCAGCAGCAGCAACAUCUGCAAAACCAGCAGCCACUGCAGCAUCAGAACCAGCAGGUUCCUCAACAUCAGACCCAGACCACAUUGCAACUUCCACUGAUGCCUGCACAGCCACACCAACUGUUUGGGCAUGAGCCAGGCCAAGAGAUCCCUGAGGAUGGAUUCCUUGUUGGCUGUGUCUUUGCCAUUGCUGACUAUCCAGAGCAGAUGGCUGAUAAACAGUUACUGGCUACAUGGAAAAGAAUCCUUCAGGCAUAUGGAGGGACUGUGGACUCCACUCUCAGUCGCUGCACUCAUUUACUUUGUGAGAGUCAAGUCAGCAACAUGUAUGUCCAGGCUCUAAGAGAGGGCAAGCGUUGUGUGACGGCUCACUGGCUUAACACUGUUCUAAAGAAGAAGAGGAUGGUCCCACCUCACAGGACCCUUCAUCUUCCCUUCAACUUCCCUCCAGGGGCCAAGCCCUGCUCGCAGCAUAUUAUUUCUGUGACGGGAUUCGUAGACAGUGAUCGUGACGAUUUGAAGCUCAUGGCCUAUCUAGCAGGAGCCCGAUACACAGGAUAUCUGUGUCGAAGCAACACUGUGCUCAUCUGUAAAGAACCAAGUGGGCUGAAAUAUGAGAAGGCAAAGGAGUGGAGGAUCCCAUGUGUAAACGCCCAAUGGCUGUGUGACAUCCUUCUAGGGAACUUUGAAGCUCUGCGGCAAAUUCUGCACAGCAGAUACUCUCAAUUUAAUUUGCCUGAUCCACUUGCACCCAACACACAUCUUGUGCACAAUCUUCUGAGUGCCUGGCGCAUUCCCGUGAAGAUCUCACCGGAGGCGUUGGCGAGCUUUCGUCUGCAGCAGAAACAGAAACCGAAUGAUGCUGUCUCGCAACCGCCCAACAAGAAACCCAAGCUUGAAGAGUUGCCAAAACCUACUAAAAAGCUUCCGCUUGAGUCCACUCCUUACGUGCUUUUCACAGGUUUUGAACCCCUGCAGUCUCAGCAGUACAUUAAGAAGUUGUAUGAUCUUGGAGGGGAAGUGGCUGACAGCACUCAAAAGUGCACUCAUCUGGUGGCUAACAAAGUGAUGAGAACGGUGAAGUUCCUCACUGCCAUUUCUGUAGUUAAGCACAUAGUCACCUCAGAGUGGCUGGAGGAAAGUUGGAAAAGCCAGAAAUUUGUUGACGAGCAGAGCUACAUGCUGCGAGAUGCAGAAGCAGAGGUGCUAUUCUGUUUCAGUCUCGAGGAGUCACUGAAGAGAGCUCAUGCAGCACCACUCUUCAAGGGAAAGUAUUUCUAUAUAACUCCAGGAAUCUGUCCGAGCCUCAGCACAAUGAAAAUAAUAGUGGAGAGCGCCGGAGGGAAAGUGCUCUCCAAGCAGCCCUCCUUCCGCAAGAUCAUGGAGCACAAGCAAAACAAGAAUUUACCAGAGAUCAUUCUAAUAUCCUGUGAGAAUGACCAGCAUCUGUGCCGAGAGUACUUCGUGAAAAACAUUGAUGUGCACAAUGCUGAGCUCAUAUUGACGGGUGUGUUGACUCAGACCUUGGACUAUGAAUCAUAUAAAUUUACAUAAUGUCCUUCUAAGGACAUGAGGGAUAUAUGGUUCUGCUGGUGCCCUAUUCCUGAUCAACACUAAAGGUUAAGUGUUAAAUUUUAGUGUACAGUCAAUAUGUUAAAUUUCAAUGUUUGUAUUUUAUUACCUGAUGAAUAAAUCAUUUGUUACCAGUUUUGUAAACCAAGUAACAGUGAUCAUAAAUUAAUUACUGUUAUUUGUAAUGAUUGUUUAAAUUAAGGCAAAGCUAUGUUUUUACUGUGAUAAAUGUCUGCUCCUUUUAUGAUUUUGGAAUAAAAUCUGAAUUUGAUUUGUAAUUUUAAAUAUUGAAAGUGACCUCUUACUGUCAAUCUGAUAUAUAUAUAUAUAUAUAUGUGCUAUCUAAUUCUUAUAUACGCACCUUGCUAAGGUCUAUUCCAACGUUGAGUAGUAAUAGUGAAAAGUGGACGAACCACACAGUUUGGCAGGUCACGAAAUGUAUUUACACAAAGGCUCCUAAUCAUCUCUUUUCACUGAUGCUUUUGGGAGUACACAUAGUGCUCUGUUCUUAUUGAGGCAUUCUUCUCUUAAAAGCAUUAUUCCUGAUAGACAAAAUUCAAUUAAAUGCUAAUGAAGUGUUAGAGUACUUACCGGUGGAAGGCAAUUGUGUGCUGUCAGACAGUUCGCCUGGAGUGAUCCCUUGGCUCCUGAGCUGGGUUGUGGAGAGGAGCUGGCAGUAAUGCCCUCUAUAAUUGGAUAAAUUAAAACUUGCGCAGCCAAGGUCAUGUGCUAGAAAUGCAACUGGGGAGACAAUAGGUGGUACACUCAGUGCGCUGGUUCACCCUUGCUAGUGUGAAAAUGUCAUGAGUCAGGCCUUGUGUUCAGAUGGCGUGCUCUUUGUUUGAAUACUUUCUUAGUGUGUUUUUGUGUGCGGUCUUCAUAAAUCUUUUGUUUUUGAGGAUAGCCUUUUCUUAUUGCAUUAGAAAAAUUAUUUUGGAAACUGUACGGGACACCCUACUCUUCCACAAAACCUCUUGGUAAUCCAUAAAGGUGCUUCUUUACCUUUAAAAAAAACCUUGAAUCCAGUUUUUUGAGCAUUGUCUCCAUUUUUCCCUAGAAAACUACUGUUUAGCAUUUUAUAUGGCUCUAUGGCCACAAAUAUGUCUUUAGAGCAUUGUUAGCUGCUUAAGUUUGGGCUGUGUUUUUAAAAGAGUAGUUCACCCAAAACAUUUUAUUCUGUCAUCAUUUGCUCACCCUCAAACUGACUUCUUCCGUGGGACACAAGAGGAGAUAUUGGGCAGAAUGUUAGGCAUUGACAGCCUCAGUCACCACUUUUAUUGUAUGGAAAAAUAAGCAGUGUCAAAAUUUGGCAAAAUUGCUUUUGUAUUCCAUGGAAGAAAGUCAAAAUUGUUACGGAGCGAUAUACGGGUUGGGAAAUGAUGACAGAGUUUUCCUUAUUGGGUGAACUAACCCUUUAAACUCUAGUAGAAUUGACUGACAGACAUAAACAUGGAUUUUAAGUAUGUGCUUCAAGCUCCCUUUCGUUCUACAGGUAAAAUAAGUAGGGUUACAAACAUUCAUUUCAAACAAAUUGCAGUAGCUUGAAUGGAUAUUUUAGCUUUCUUAAUUUCCCAUCUAAUUGACGCUCUUGUUAAUUGCAGUAAAUUAAGAAUGCAAAUUAGUGACCAGAUCUUUGAUUAACUUACACAAGUUCCUUGUUGGUUUGUUAAUGUCCUCAAAGAUUUAUGAUGUUGAUGCUCUUGUACCCAUAAAACACCAAGAGACACAAUAAUUAAUCUUAAAUGCUAAAGGACUUGCCUUUUAAUUACACUUCUCCUCUCUGUAGCAUUGUAGCGUUUGGACUCCUCACUUCUAAAUGGUAAAUGUAUUAUAAUACACAAAUUACAUGCUAAUUAGAUGCAACUCUUAGGGAUUCAGUCAUUUUAAAAUUUGCAUAUGAGCUAAUUAUCUUUCAUUAAAGCUGGCUAAUUACAAAUUUAAGGAGGACCUUAAAGGAGAAUUGAAUUAAACGUAGAGCUUUCCUUUGUCCAGACAGUUUUCUAUUCUAAUUAGUAGAAUUUUAGAAGUGCUGACAAAAUUGCUGAUGAUUUGUAUUUGAAUUUACAUUUGUAGAAACAAUGAUCAAAUCUGGAUUAUCUCAUCAAAAUAUUUAGACAAAUUCAAACAUGCUCUGAUUUAUUUUACUUUAAACAUUGCAAAUGCCCUUUCCUAGUGGUUAUCAUGUGAAUGGUAACAAUAAAACAUUGGUCAAAGGCAGAUGAAAUCCUCAGAACAGCUGACCAACUAUUAUCAACUACAUGUGUCUGAACAGGUACGCCAAAUUAAUUCUUUAAAACUGAAUUGAACUUGGCAUUAAAAGUAAUGCAUAUCUAAGCGCAGAGGAGAAGUCCAAAUUAAUAGAAAUGCCAAUCAUUUGUCUCACAGGAGUUUUGCUGUCCACAUAAUAGAUAUGACUCUUACAUCAAUCAGCUAUUAAUUGCUUUCAUGUCUCAUAUGAUGAAAAGACCGCUAAGGGGCAUAGACAUAGUUCUUAAAUGGCUUUUGAAACCCAUUUUUAAAGACUUUUGUUUAAGACAUCGUCUUCAGUUUAUCUCUGAUAUCUCAAUAUAUCCUUUCUGAAAUUCUUACUUAAAUGUCUCAAAUGGUAAUGGGCUACUUUGGUAAGACAGGACGAUUUCCAGCAUAGGCCUACUUGUUUACAGUGAGGUGUAUGAAUGUGAUUUGAUCCAAACGCAUACUGACUGGCUGUUAACACUACAAUACGGUUGUAUUUUCUUUACAUUAAGUACUAGGUACUUAACAGAAACUAACAAUGAACAAUUUAACAGCACUUAUUAAUAUUGGUUAAUGUCAAUUAAAAGUUUUACGUUAACAUUUUUAAAUGCAUUAUGAAGUAAGAUUAACUAAAAACGAACAAUAGAAUUUUCAUAAUGCUUUGAAACAUAUUGUGCUUUGUUAGUUCAUGAUACCUAAUGCAUUGACUUAUGUUAACAAAAAGAACCGGUAACGUUUUACAUUAAGGUUCCAUUAAGUUCCAUUCGUUAACAUUAGUUAAUGCAUUAGGUAUCAUGAACAAACAAUUAACAAAAUAUUUGAUGCAUCAUUUAUUAAUCUUUGUUCAAUUUAGUUAAUAAAAAAAUGGUACAAGGAAAUUUAGCUUUUUUCAUGGUCACAGAUUGUAUCAAUGUAAAUAAAAAAAAAAAAAAUUGUAUUGAAUAUUGAUGGAGCAACAUAAUUUGUGUGAAAAGAAAUAAUAACAGAUGGUUGUUUUGAUUAAAAUUAAGUAAAAAAAAAUACAAAUAAUAAGGUGGUGAAGGAGCCUUUUACCCCACACCUGGGGUAAAAGGCCUCUAGGGGGUUUAAAGUGAUAUCUUGUAGAUAUAGGGGCAAUAGUUAAUAGUGCAAAAUUUGUCAACUAUAAUGCAAAUAAUUUUGAGACACCAAGAUGCUUUUUUGAGUAACAAAUUAAGAUGAUGCUUACUCAAAAUAGCUACUUCAGAAAAAAGUCAACCAUUAAUUUUUUUUUUUUUUUUUUGCCAUGAUCCUUUAUUUGGCAUUUCAUUACAUGUCAAUUAUUCUAUAAACAAACUAAUCUCUAUUAUGGUUGGAUGAGCCAAAGUGAGGCCACUUUGAACAUUUUUCAUAACAAAUCUGUUCCCUCCACUUUAAAUAGGGGCCUUUAGCCCCUGCAACAGGGGGGCUUUUUACCCCAAAUACUAUCCUUUCACUUAUUGUAAUUUUUUUUAUUUUUAUAUAAUCACCUUGAACAUAAUUGAAAAUGACAAUUAAGUAUUUUGUUUCAAAAUAAAUGUUAAUUUCAGGGAUUUUCAUUAGCUACAUAAAUUUGCAACAUUUAAAAAAAUAUUAAAAUUAGAUCAAAUUGCCUCAAAAUCAACUUUUAGACCACACGCAACGAUCUCAUGGAUCAGGAACAUUUUGCAGUGCAUAGUGACAAGCAGGUGUUUAGGAAAGAGCUGUGGUAGUUUUUGUUGCUAUUUAGAGUUUUGGGAGAAAAUAAAAUCAGUGGAGCCCUUUAGCCCCAUUGUGCCCUACAAUUGUUCAUUGUUAGUUCAUAGUGCAUUAACUAAUGCUAACUAAUACAACCUUUGAUUUUAAAUAUGUAUUAGUAUAUGUUGAAAGUAACAUUAACUAAGAUUAAUAAAUGCUUAAGUAUUGUUCAUUGUUAGUUCAUGUUAACUAAUGUUGUUAACUAUGUUAAAGAGCACCUAUUAUGGUUUUUAAACGUGCCUAAUUUUGUUUUAAAGGUCUCAUACAAUAGAUUUACAUGCAUCCAAGGUCAAAAAAUACUUUCAUUUGCUCAUAAUUUAAAUUGCAGCAUUAUUUUUUUUUUCCCAGUGUCAAAAAUGACUUGUUCAAUGAUCCGUUCUAAAGGAUUCAUUCUAAACUCCUCCUUUCAGAGAGCCUACUCUGCUCUGAUUGGUCAGAUGUCCCAGUCUGUUGUGACUGGUCUACCGCUUAGUGUAGUGUUUGAGGGCGGGUCAAAGCUGUUCGCGAGCAGCCAAUGAAGACCAGAGGCAGGUUUUUUGUUACCAAAUUAUGUAAGUUAGUACAGGAAGUCUGGAAUUACUAAUGACUCGUUUCAGGUGUUAAGAAUCGGUUCUUUCUUUUGGGAGUCAAUAACUAACAAUUUUAUUUAUUUUUUUUUUUAACUUUGCAGACUUUUUUUAUAGUCACAAACAGCUAUAUAACACACUACAUGAAAGGUAAUAUUUGGAAAACCGUAAUAGGUAAAUUACCUUAUUGUAAAGUGUUACCAUACAAUCUUAUUAUAAAAUGUUACAGAGUGUUUUUAUUACUAUGUGUACUUUGGCUACAAAUAGUGUGCUAAAACAUUUUUUUUCAGUUGCUUACAAAUUACUUAGUCGAUAAUGUUUUACAACAAACACAAAAGUCCAUGCACUAAAGUAUCUAAAACCAUGAGGUGCAAUUACUGCACAAAUACAAGAAUGCACCUCUACAAAUGUGCAUGAUUACAACAAAUAUGACGGUACAAUGAAAUAAACUUCAAAUUAUUAUUAUAAUUUUUUUUUUAAUCCCCUUUUCUCCCCA
Messenger RNA from Myxocyprinus asiaticus (Chinese sucker), 8489 nucleotides. Its product is annotated as PAX-interacting protein 1-like. Gene Ontology annotation, biological process: positive regulation of transcription initiation by RNA polymerase II. The transcript is spliced from 21 exons. The record is from RefSeq and is a predicted model, not a curated record. Bases 96 to 3440 code for a protein of 1114 amino acids. Gene Ontology annotation, cellular component: nucleus. Lineage: Eukaryota; Metazoa; Chordata; Actinopteri; Cypriniformes; Catostomidae.